Messenger RNA from Chrysoperla carnea, 1634 nucleotides. RefSeq names its product solute carrier family 35 member F6 (gene Tango9). Gene Ontology annotation, cellular component: intracellular membrane-bounded organelle; Golgi membrane. The record is from RefSeq and is a predicted model, not a curated record. The coding region runs from base 167 to 1297 and encodes 376 amino acids. The transcript has 6 exons. Gene Ontology annotation, molecular function: pyrimidine nucleotide-sugar transmembrane transporter activity. Gene Ontology annotation, biological process: pyrimidine nucleotide-sugar transmembrane transport. Lineage: Eukaryota; Metazoa; Arthropoda; Insecta; Neuroptera; Chrysopidae.
CAAAAGAUUGAAUGAUUGAAUUUUUUUUGAUGGUUCAGCAUCUUUUUUGAAACAAACAAUCCAACGUUGCAACAAGUUAAGAAUUGUGCAUAUUUGAAUAAAUAUUAAAUUAGAUAGUUGUUUUGAUUAAAUUAAAAUCAAUGGUAAUUUUAUUGUGAAUCCAACGAUGACUUUUACACAUUAUCAAUGGUUUUUAAUUGGUCUUUUGGUCAUUACUGGAUCAAUUAAUACGUUAAGUACAAAAUGGGCUGAUAAUAUAAAAUCAGAAGGCUCCGAUGGAGUAUAUCGUAAGUUUGAACAUCCAUUUGUUCAAGCUUGUGGUAUGUUUUUGGGCGAAUUUACAUGUUUAAUUGUUUUUAAAUUACUAUUUUAUUACUAUUUCCGUAAACAAGACGGUUCAUCCGAAACAAAUGGAUUGGUAAAAGGAAACCGUGAAUUCAAUCCAUUUUUACUAUAUUUACCUGCUAUUUGUGAUAUGACGGCCACUUCAAUUAUGUACAUAGGAUUAAAUUUAACGUACGCUUCCAGUUUUCAAAUGUUGCGUGGAUCUGUGAUCGUUUUUGUAGGUCUAUUAAGUGUUACGUUCUUAAAACGGACCUUGGGAUAUCGAGAAUGGGGUGGUAUUUAUUUAAUUUUAAUUGGUCUUACUCUGGUUGGAUUAUCCGAUUUUAAUGGAAAUCAAAAAGGAGCAGCUGGUGAAGAACCGGAUAUUAAUAGUAUUAUUACUGGUGAUAUGUUGAUUAUUAUUGCACAGAUUAUAAGUGCAAUUCAAAUUGUUUUAGAAGAAAAAUUUGUGGCUGGCUUAGAUAUUCCACCACUACAGGCUGUCGGAUGGGAAGGUUUAUUUGGUUUCCUUACCCUUAGUGUACUCUUAGUUCCAUUUUACUUCAUACCAGUAUCAUCACCAUUUGGAAAUAAUGCCCAUCGUGUUUUGGAAGAUUUCCCCGAUGCAAUGGCACAAAUAAAAAAUAAUCCACAAUUAUGGGGAGCCAUUGCUGGUAAUGUAAUAUCAAUUGCAUUCUUUAAUUUUGCCGGAAUAUCCGUUACCAAAGAAAUCUCAGCGACAACACGUAUGGUCUUGGAUAGUGUACGUACCGUGUUUAUCUGGGUGAUUUCAAUUUUACUUGGAUGGCAAGGCAUACAUGUUCUUGAUGUGAUUGGUUUUGCAACAUUAAUCGCGGGCAUGUGCAUUUAUAACAAUAUUGUUAUCAAUAGAUGUAUACCUCUUAGGACAAACUACCAAAAUAUUCAAGAAGAUGGCACUGUUGUCAAUAGAUCUGCUUCUAGACCUGAAUAAAUUACAUAAUUAUUUUUUAUCGUAUGGGGUAUGUUCGAUGGCGUUUAUCAUUUGAUUCGAAGAAAGACUUAAAAUAGGGGAAAAUUUGUUUAAGGUAAAAUGAUAGCCGCCAUCGGCCAUACUAUAAAUUGUAAAGAAAAUGAAAUGAGGACUGAAAAUAUAUUUUUAAUAAAAAUUAUUUUAAAAAAUAAAAAGAAAUCCCUGCAAAUUUUGUAAAAUUAAGGAAAUUCUAUCAUUUUUUCUGUUUAUUUUUUUUAUUUUUUCACUUAAACAUCCCCUUGCUUAUUGAUUUUGAUAGAAUUUCCUUAGUUCCUUAAAAUCCUUCAUAAAAUAUUUC